GUGUUUUUUUGCAGCACAAUGUGAAUGUUGAAUCAGUAAAAGUUAACACCACUGGCAGAACAUGUCUUGUGAAAUGGGAAGACAGAUUCCAGUCUGAGUUCCACAGUGUCUGGUUGAGACAUAACUGCCACUGUAAAAUGUGCAGGCAUUCAACUGGGCAGAGGCUAGUCAACCCUGCUGAUGUGUCUUCUGAUAUAAAUGUAGACACUGUAGCCAUUGAAGGAAAUGAACUAAAAAUAGAAUGGUCUGAUUUUGAGAAAUGUGCCCACAAAGGCUUUAUACCUUUGAACUAUUUAAGAGAACAUAACUACAAUAGAGAGACAUUGUUAAAACAACGGCAAGCUGUAAAGUGUUCACCUGCAGUCUCAGAAAUUCCCACAAUAGAGUUCAGUGAACUUAUGGGUUCUAAAGAAGGGCUACUGAAAUGGCUUCAACAAAUUAAUGAAGAUGGACUGAGCAUUAUAAAAGAUGUUCCUACAGAAGAAUCUAUGGUUACAACUGUGGCUGAAUUGAUGGGUCCAGUUUUUACUACCAUUUAUGGAACUACUUUUGAUGUUGAAGCUGUACCAGACCCUAUCAAUGUGGCCUAUUCCAGUGAAGAAAUUGGCUUUCACAUGGACCUUGUGUAUUUUGAGUCUCCCCCUGGUGUGCAACUUCUUCACUGUUUGAAGUUUGACAAGUGUGUGGAAGGAGGGGAGAGCAUUUUCCUGGAUGCAUUUACUGUUGCUGAUCAGUUUAGGGUUAAAUUCCCUGAUCUGUUUAAAAUUUUAACAGAAGUUCCAGGUACUUUUCAGAAGGUGCAUUAUAACAGAGCUUAUCCAGUCCAUAUAGUCAACCAAAAACCUCAUAUUAAGCUCAACCAUCUUGGUGAGAUUGUUGCAGUUUACUGGGCACCACCAUUUGAAGGUCCAUUACUUGUCAAUGAGGGAAAUGUAGAAAAGUAUUACAAAGCUUAUGAGAUGUUUGCAAAGUGUAUAAAUUCAUCUCCCCACACACUAACACAUAGGUUACAACCCGGGGAACUGGUGGCUUUUAAUAACCAGCGGAUGCUACAUGGGCGACAUGCAUUCCAAACGAAUAAAGGAACUAGACAUCUUAAGGGCUGCUAUGUCAAUAUAGAUGUUUUUAAAAGCAUGACUCAAGUGUUAAACAACAUGAUUGGAGAUGGAAGACUUGCCAAAAGAGUAGGAAACCAGUGUUGGUUUUAAUGAAAAUAGAUAAUAAAAUUCAGUUUUUGUUCUCAU
Physella acuta is the source of this 1244-nucleotide messenger RNA. RefSeq lists its product as uncharacterized. The record is from RefSeq and is a predicted model, not a curated record. Gene Ontology annotation, biological process: carnitine biosynthetic process. Gene Ontology annotation, cellular component: mitochondrion. Lineage: Eukaryota; Metazoa; Mollusca; Gastropoda; Physidae. Gene Ontology annotation, molecular function: oxidoreductase activity.